AGGUGUAGUACGGUGCACUGAGCUUGGCUGGAGCAUGCUGCCAGGGUUCAUUUCAUUCUCCAUCAUCAGAAUAAAUUGGCUAGACCUGCUAGCAAAGCAUCAGAAGUAUCAGAAGUUUUUUCUUUGUGUGGUGACUGGAGUCUGCCAUGGCCGUGCUGCGACGAGCUUCGGUGGCACUCCGGUUGCUGUUCGUGGCUGCAGCGAUCCGGUUGCUGUUUGUCGCUAUGGUGAGCAGCACCGUCGUCUCAAGGCCAAUGGUUCCGGCGAUCUUUGUGUUUGGCGACUCCACUGCCGAUGUGGGAAACAACAACAACUUGCCAGGGAGCAGCGCCAGGGCCGACUUCCCUCACAACGGGAUCGACUUCCCUGGCGGCGAGCCGACGGGCAGGUUCAGCAAUGGGUUCAUUGGCGCCGACUUCUUGGGUGAGCAAUCCAACUGAUCAUACGUUCUGAAUCAAUGGCAGCUUGGCUCUCUGUCUGAUCAAUGGUGAAAUUUGCAGCUGUCCACAUGGGCUUCAGCGGGAGCCCGCCACCAUAUCUCUCUCUCGUCGCCGCUAACAGCAGUGGCGGCGAGGGGUUGGGAAACACUACCAAGAAGCCGGUGGCUGCUGCUGCCUUCAUGAGAGGAGCCAGCUUUGCUUCUGGAGGCUCCGGUGUUCUUGAUUCCACAGGAGAUACGAUCAACAUGACGAAGCAGAUCGAGUACUUCUCGGAUCUCAAAGACCAGAUGCUGACAGCCAGAUUGGGUGCCUUCGGAGCGUCCGCCUUUCUGUCCAAGUCCAUCUUCCUCAUCAGCGCGGGCUCCAACGACGCCAUCGACUUCUUCUCGCAGGACACGUCGCCGGACUCCACCGCGCUCCAGCAGUUCCGGGAAGCCGUCGUCUCCACGUACGACAGCCACGUCAAAACGCUGUACAACCUUGGCGCGAGGAAGUUCGCGGUGAUCGACGUGGCGCCGCUCGGGUGCUGCCCGUACUGGAGGAGCCGGAACCCGGCCGGGGAGUGCGUGGAGCCGCUGAACCGGCUAGCGAAGAGCCUCAACGACGGGCUCCAAGACCUGUUCGCCGGCCUCAGCUCCGAAAUGCAUGGCAUGGAGUACGCCAUUGGCAGCUCCUACGAGCUCGUCUCCAGCAUCGUCCAAGACCCACAGUCUGCAGGGCUGACGGAGUUGAAGAGCGCGUGCUGUGGUGGCGGCGGCAGGUUCAACGCCGAUGGAGGGUGCACCCCCAGCGCGAGCUACUGCGGCGACCGCGGCAAGUUCCUCUUCUGGGACUUCCUGCACCCUACCCAGGCCACCUCCAGGCUCGCCGGCCGAGCGUUCUACGACGGGCCGGCGCGGUUCGUCGGCCCGAUCACCUUCAGGGAGCUGGCCGAGGCGUAGUGUCGCAGCACUGGAAAUAGCAAUGCAUCUUUGUAUCGUUCCACGACAUAUAAGAGAGCCUCAAAUUAAUGUGGUUUUGUGUUUUGGGGCAGCUGCGACCGAUCCAAGUCAGUCUUUAGUCUUUGCCGUGCGUUGCGGCGAUAGUCUAACAACUGGCGCCUAUAGUCCGAAUACUCUGGUACACACUGACAAUCUAAAUUAUUAUCCAAAAUCUCUUCAAUUUACGAGCUGA
Messenger RNA from Hordeum vulgare subsp. vulgare (domesticated barley), 1613 nucleotides. RefSeq names its product GDSL esterase/lipase At5g55050-like. Lineage: Eukaryota; Viridiplantae; Streptophyta; Magnoliopsida; Poales; Poaceae. Gene Ontology annotation, molecular function: hydrolase activity, acting on ester bonds. The transcript is spliced from 4 exons. Bases 485 to 1381 code for a protein of 298 amino acids. The record is from RefSeq and is a predicted model, not a curated record.